AUUAUAUUCGAUGGAUGUUUCUUUUCAAUAUUAAGGCUAGAUAAAUUAAAUACUUGAUAGAUUGUAAGAGUAUUUGAGCCGAGUAUCUAAAAGACAUUAAGGUCAUUAAAAUGAGCAUAAGAAUUUAGAAUAGUAAAUGCAGGCUUUUUUGGAAAUAUAUUUUUAGAAAUAGUAGGAACAUUAAUAGCUAAGCUGCAAUUAGAAGAUUAAUUUCUAUGGGAAUAAUAUUAAUUAAUUAGAAUAUUAGAUAAAUGAUUUGUAAGAUAAUAUAAGAAGCAUAAAUAAAUAGAGAGAGAAAGUAAAUGAGGACAUAAUUUAAAAAGAGAAUGAAUUAAUUAGUAUUGAUAAAAGGAUGAAUACAAUUAAGAUUUCAAGUUCAAUGAAUUAGUAAUUUGAAGAAUUGAUUGAAGGUAUAUCAAUGUGUAAAGAGAAGUGUGAUUAUUUGGAAGAAGAAAAUUAGGAUUUUAAAAAGAUCUUAAUAUAUGAGAGAAAGAAAAAUAGUGAUUUAAAAUAACACUAUUAAAUUGUAAUAAAAUUUAAUAAUAAUUAAAGGUAAGGGAGAGAUAUGAUUAAAAUUUGAUAAGAUUGCAAAGUUUAGAAUAGAAUGGAUUAGAGAUAAAUUAAAGAAUGAUGAAGUAAUUGAAGAUAAUAAAUGAUUUACGUUUAUUUAUAAAAAGUUAGAAUAGUGAAACAUUUUAGUAGAUAUCUCCUAGAAAGAGAACAAUUAAUUAAUAAUUGAUAAGUGCUUAAUAUUCUUUGGAAGAUACAUGUAUAUAAUAGUUAUUUUAAUGAGUUUAUUGAGGAAUCAUUUAAUAAUUUUGAUUAAUUGAAAUUGAAUUAGAAAGGUUCACAUCAAUUAAUUUAGACAGAAAGAGAAUUAUUUGACAAUUUGUCUUAAGUUAUAUAGUUGAAGAAUAAUUUGGCAUAAAUAAAUAAUAAGGAUUUAAGUGAGAGUGAGAAAUCAUUUCGACCUGAAGAAAA
This is a messenger RNA of Paramecium sonneborni, 981 nucleotides long. Lineage: Eukaryota; Ciliophora; Oligohymenophorea; Peniculida; Parameciidae. The record is from the annotation of a GenBank genome assembly.